UAAUAGAUAUUAAAUUAUUAUUAUACUACUAUCAAUGAAAAUGCAAAGUUGAAUUGGUAUUCCUCAUCUAAUAGUUCUGAUAUAGAGCUGUCAAAUUCUACCGCCCCAUCUCAUCCAACCAGAAUCCUGAAAUGGAAGCUGAAAAAGUGGUACAUAAUGGAGGGUGCCAUUGUAAGAGUGUCAGAUGGAAAGUGAUUGCUCCUUCCAGUGUGGUGGUAUGGGACUGCAACUGCUCAAACUGCUACAUGAGAGGCAAUACUCACUUUAUUGUACCUGCUGACAAAUUUGAGCUCUUGGGAGAUUCUGCUGAGUUUCUUACAACUUACACGUUUGGCACUCACACUGCAAAGCACACAUUCUGUAAAAUAUGUGGUAUAACUUCAUUCUAUUAUCCACGUUCAAAUCCAGAUGGGGUUGCUGUUACAUUCAGGUGUGUUGACCCCGGAACAUUGACAGAUGUUGAAAUCAAGAAUUUCGAUGGGAAGAAUUGGGAACAGUCAUAUAAUGAGACAGGUAUUUCUGCAUGUUCAAAGGUGCAGAAGUAACUACCAUAACACCGGGGGAUACAUAUUAGUUGAUAUCAUUAGCACGUUUUGUAUGAAGUUUUAUUAAUAAAAGUGUUGUGUGUGUUGAUGUAGUGUAACUAUAGUAGUUUAAAAUUUGUGCAUUGUUGAUGACAAUGUAUGGCCACUGUUUCACUUCAGUUAUUUGAAUGAUAUAUCAAAGUCAAAACACCUAAUAAAGUAGAUGGUUGGUUACAUGUCACUCUUUCAAGUAACAUUUCUA
This is a messenger RNA of Vicia villosa (hairy vetch), 786 nucleotides long. RefSeq lists its product as uncharacterized. Bases 132 to 545 code for a protein of 137 amino acids. The transcript is spliced from 2 exons. NCBI's taxonomy places the organism in Eukaryota, Viridiplantae, Streptophyta, Magnoliopsida, Fabales, Fabaceae. The record is from RefSeq and is a predicted model, not a curated record. Gene Ontology annotation, molecular function: carbon-sulfur lyase activity.